Pan troglodytes (chimpanzee) is the source of this 6417-nucleotide messenger RNA. It is a transcript of the gene SH3TC1, whose product is annotated as SH3 domain and tetratricopeptide repeats 1. The transcript has 20 exons. The record is from RefSeq and is a predicted model, not a curated record. Gene Ontology annotation, molecular function: protein binding. Lineage: Eukaryota; Metazoa; Chordata; Mammalia; Primates; Hominidae. The coding region runs from base 2485 to 6267 and encodes 1260 amino acids.
AGCCCCGUGGGGCCAGCCAGCGCUGGGCCAGGAGCGGCCACCUGGUUCCUGCGUGCUACGGCCCUGUGGGCCUGGGAGCUGCCUCUGAGGAACACGCCGCAGCAACACAGGUGACGAUGGCCGCACAACACAGAAGAGCAAGGCAGGGCCCAGCAGUGCACGGGUGCGCCGGUUUCCUCUGCUGCCAGAGCGCAGGACACAGCCCUCUCGGUCGUCUUAUCUCGCGACUCUGGUGGUCGGAAUUCCGAACUCAAGGCGUCCCUCAGAAGGCUACUGGGCGGCUCCUCCCUGCCUCUUCCCGCUGCCUGUGGCUCCGGGCGCUCUUUGGCUGUGAUUACAUCAGUCCACUCUCCGCCCUGGUGGUCACAUGGCCUCCUCCCCGGCUCCUCUGUGUGUCUCCGUGUCCUCUCUUUUACUUACAAGGACACCACGCACUGGAUUUAGGGCCAUCCUCAUCUGGAACACCCUCAUCCCAAGGGAAGGUCGUUUCAUCUGCGCAGACCAUUUCCAAAUAAGGCCCCAUUCUGAGGUUUCUGGGGGCAUGAAUUUUGAAAGGACAGUGUCACCCCAGGAUGCGAGGUGACAAGCCAACCCUCCGGAGGUGCUUGGUGGCAUAGGGCCAGGCAUGUGAGGUCUCUGCGGGUCAUGGAGAACCUCCCUGCCGUGACCACUGAGGAGCCGGCCCCCAUGGGGAGGGGUCCUGUGGGACCCUCAGGAGGUGGCAGCAGCCGGGACCAGGUCCGGACUGUGGCCAUGAGGCCCUCUGUGACCUGGGAGAAAGCGGGGCCCAAGGAGGCCAAGGCACCAGUGAGAGGCGCCCUGGGAUCGGCCAUGUCCACAGUCCCGUGUUUCCAGGGAGCCCUGGCUUUUGAACUGGAGGAUGGUGUUUAGAAGCUGUUGGGCCGGAACUCUAUCAACUUCAAUAGGGAUGGCACCUUGUUUGAGAGACUGAAGAGGAGACCCAGAGCCAGCGACCAUGACAUAGGGUUGAUUGAGAGGACUUGUGUACAGGGUGGUUCAGCAGUGGCGGGCUGGACAGGACCCCUGUGAAAAGCAUGCAGUUGAUGUAGCAUUUUCCCUUCGCACCCUCCCUCUACCAUCCUCCACCUGGCAACCCUCAUCCAACCCUUCCAAGCAAAGGGGCAGGAUCUGCAUGGCCUGCAUUCCCUGCAAUGAGCCAGGGGCUCAGAUCUUCUUCAGACAGGGAGUGAAUCUCCAGGCUGGCUGCUGCUGGAUUCUUUAGCUCAAAUUCCGAGCACACGUUCUUCUUAGCCCAUGGGGGCAUCCGCGGGGUGUGUUUCGGUUACCGCUGUCAGGUGCAUCGUCGGCCAACGGAGUCGAGAUCUGAGCACCACACACCUUCUUUCCAUUUGAAACAUUUCUUUCUUUCUUUUUUUUUUUUGAGAUGGAGUCUCGCUCUGUUGCCCAGGCUGGAUGCAAUGGUGUGAUCUCGACUCACUACAACCUCCGCCUCCUGGGUUCAAGUGAUUCUCCUGCCUCAGCCUCCCGAGUAGCUGGGACUACGGGUGUGCGCCACUCUGCCCGGCUAAUUUUUGUAUUUUUAGUAAAGAUGGGGUUUACCAUGUUGGCCAGGCUGGUCUUGAACUCCUAACCUCAGGUGAUCCACCUGUCUGAGCCUCCCAAAGUGCUGGGAUUACAGGCGUGAGCCACUGCGCCCGGCCCAUUUGAGACAUUUCUGAGCCCCCACUGCAUGCCUAGCUCUGGGCUUGGGCUGGGGCUGCAGAGCAAGUGAGGCCUAGGAAUGGGCUCUGGCCACACCGGGCGAGUGCACGCCACUGCAGGUGGUCAGCAAACGCGGGUGUGAAGUGAACACCGUCGCAAUGCAAGGCCCAAGACCACUGUGGCUGUGCUGUGCCCAGGGCUCUGAGUGAGACGUCUAGGAGGCUGUGAAGACCGGCCACGCAGAAGUUCACUACUCUCUGCUGCAGUUGCAGGUUUUCCUAAUCAGAUCCCCCUGGAUCCUGAGGCCUGGUUAGAGAAACUGCGCAGGACAGAGAUGAAGUGCCCAGGCCAAGAUGCAAACUCUGCAGGACCAAUGGCCAGAGGGGUGGCCCCCAGCAGGGAACCAAGCAACCAGUAGGGGUCUAUGUCCUGGCUCCCACCUGCACAAGCUGUGAGGCUGAGCCCGUCUGUGGGCUCAGAUAAAGUCCUCCAAAGAUGCCCAUGUCCUUAUCCCCACGACCUACGCCUGCAUUACCUCAUCCAGCAAAGGGGACUUUGCAGAUGUGAUCAAAGGCAAGGAUCUGGAGAUGGAGAGAUGAUCCCGGAUGCUCCAGUGGGCCCUCCAUGGAAUCACAGGGCCUUUGUAGGAGGAAGGCAGGAGGGAGAGGUAGAAAAGGAGAUGCAGUGACAAAGCGGAAGUAGAAGUGGCGGCCACAAGCCGAGGGACGUGUGCGGCCUCUUGAAGACGAGGCUCCUCCUGCCCGCGUGGCUGGGCCUGCUGCUGGGACCCCUCCCUGCCAGAUGGGGGUUUAUCCCACAGACCUGACCCUGCAGCUGCUGGCUGUGCGGAGGAAGAGCGGACUGCGGGACCCCGGCCUACAGCAGACCCUCCGGGGCCAGCUCCGCCUGCUGGAGAAUGAUAGCCGGGAGAUGGCCCGCGUGCUUGGGGAAUUAUCAGCCAGGCUGCUGUCCAUCCACAGUGACCAGGACCGGAUCGUGGUGACGUUUAAGACUUUUGAAGAAAUCUGGAAGUUUUCCACCUACCACGCUCUCGGCUUCACUCAUCACUGCCUGGCAAACCUGCUCAUGGACCAGGCCUUCUGGCUGCUCUCGCCCAGUGAGGAGGAGGAGACGGCCAUCCAAGUCCAUGUGGAUGAGAACGCCUUGAGGCUGACCCACGAGAGCCUCCUCAUCCAAGAAGGGCCCUUCUUUGUCCUGUGUCCUGACCACCAUGUGAGAGUGAUGACGGGUCCCCGGGAUGCAGGAAAUGGCCCCCAGGCCCUCAGGCAGGCUUCGGGGGCACCCCAGGGAGAGGCGGCCCCGGAAACAGACUCUUCACCGCCGAGCCCCAGCGUGUCCUCCGAGGAGGUGGCAGUGGCGGCCGCCCCGGAGCCUUUGAUUCCAUUUCAUCAGUGGGCUCUUAGGAUCCCCCAGGACCCCAUCGACGAUGCCAUGGGUGGCCCUGUGAUGCCCGGCAACCCGUUGAUGGCUGUGGGCCUGGCCUCGGCAUUGGCAGACUUCCAGGGCUUGGGGCCCGAAGAGAUGACCUUCCGAGGUGGCGACCUCAUCGAGAUCCUUGGGGCGCAGGUGCCCAGCCUGCCCUGGUGCGUGGGCCGACACGCAGCCUCGGGCCAGGUGGGGUUUGUGCGGAGCAGCCUCAUCAGCAUGCAGGGCCCCGUGUCCGAGUUGGAAAGUGCAAUUUUUCUCAAUGAGGAAGAAAAAUCAUUCUUCAGCGAGGGCUGCUUUUCUGAGGAGGAUGCCAGGCAGUUGCUGAGGCGGAUGUCGGGCACCGACGUCUGCAGCGUGUACAGCCUGGACUCAGUAGAGGAAGCUGAGACUGAGCAGCCGCAGGAAAAAGAAAUACCUCCACCUUGCCUGAGCCCGGAGCCACAGGAGACCUUGCAGAAGGUGAAGAAUGUUCUGGAACAAUGCAAGACCUGCCCAGGCUGCCCCCAGGAGCCAGCGUCCUGGGGUCUCUGUGCGGCAUCCAGUGACGUGAGCUUGCAGGACCCCGAGGAGCCCUCCUUCUGCUUGGAAGCUGAGGACGACUGGGAGGACCCAGAGGCCCUGAGCUCACUGCUGCUGUUCCUGAACGCCUCCGGGUACAAGGCCAGCUUCCAUGGCCUGUACGAUGUGGCGCUGCCAUGGCUGAGCAGCGUGUUCCGCAGCUUCAGCGACGAGGAGGAGCUGACUGGGCGCCUGGCACAGGCCCGGGGGGCGGCCAAGAAAGCUGGCCUCCUCAUGGCCCUGGCCAGGCUCUGCUUCCUCCUGGGGCGGCUGUGCAGCAGGAGGCUCAAGCUGUCCCAGGCCCGGGUGUACUUUGAGGAAGCGCUGGGGGCCCUGGAGGGCAGCUUCGGGGACCUGUUCCUGGUGGUGGCUGUGUACGCCAACCUGGCCAGCAUUUACCGGAAGCAGAAGAACCGGGAGAAGUGUGCACAGGUGGUGCCCAAAGCCAUGGCCCUGCUCCUGGGGACGCCCGACCACAUCUGCAGCACCGAGGCGGAGGGGGAGAUCCUGCAGCUGGCGCUGCGGCGGGCGGUGGGUGGCCAGAGCCUGCAGGCCGAGGCCCGGGCCUGCUUCCUGCUGGCCAGGCACCACGUGCACCUCAAGCAGCCCGAGGAGGCCCUGCCCUUCCUAGAGCGGCUGCUGCUUUUGCACAGGGACUCGGGAGCCCCAGAGGCUGCGUGGCUCUCAGACUGCUACCUACUCCUGGCUGACAUCUACAGCCGCAAGUGCCUGCCCCACCUGGUGCUGAGCUGUGUCAAGGUGGCCUCAUUGCGGACACGGGGCUCGCUGGCCGGCUCGCUGAGGAGUGUGAACCUGGUGCUCCAGAACACCCCCCAGCCCCACAGCCUCCCUGCCCAGACUUCCCACUACCUCAGGCAAGCGCUGGCAUCCCUGACCCCGGGCACGGGCCAGGCGCUGCGCGGCCCCCUCUACACCAGCUUGGCCCAGCUGUACAGCCACCAUGGCUGCCACGGCCCGGCCAUCACCUUUAUGACGCAGGCAGUGGAAGCCAGUGCUGUUGCCGGAGUCCAUGCCAUCGUGGACCACCUGGUGGCCCUGGCCUGGCUGCACGUGCUUCAUGGGCAGAGCCCGGUGGCCCUGGACAUCCUGCAGUCUGUCCAGGAUGCGGUGGUGGCCAGCGAGGACCAGGAGGGCGUGAUUGCCAACAUGGUGGCCGUGGCUCUGAAGAGGACGGGCCGGACAAGGCAGGCAGCCGAGAGCUACUACCGCGCCCUUCGGGCGGCUCGGGACCUGGGCCAGCAGAGGAACCAGGCAGUGGGGCUGGCCAACUUCGGGGCCCUGUGCCUGCACGCGGGUGCCAGCAGGCUGGCCCAGCACUACCUCCUGGAGGCCGUGCGGCUGUUCUCGAGGCUGCCCCUCGGGGAGUGUGGCCGGGACUUCACCCACGUGCUCCUGCAGCUGGGCCACCUCUGCACCCGCCAGGGCCCGGCCCAGCAGGGCAAGGGCUACUACGAGUGGGCCCUUCUGGUCGCCGUGGAGAUGGGCCACGUGGAGAGCCAGCUGCGGGCCGUCCAGCGGCUGUGCCACUUCUACAGCGCCGUCAUGCCCAGCGAGGCCCAGUGUGUCAUCUACCAUGAGCUCCAGCUCUCCCUGGCCUGCAAGGUGGCCGACAAGGUGCUGGAGGGGCAGCUCCUGGAGACCAUCAGUCAGCUCUACCUGUCCCUGGGCACCGAGAGGGCCUACAAAUCCGCACUGGACUACACCAAACGAAGUCUGGGGAUUUUCAUUGACCUCCAGAAGAAAGAGAAGGAGGCGCAUGCCUGGCUGCAAGCAGGGAAGAUCUAUUACAUCUUGCGGCAGAGCGAGCUGGUGGACCUCUACAUCCAGGUGGCACAGAAUGUGGCCCUGUACACAGGCGACCCCAACCUGGGGCUGGAACUGUUUGAGGCGGCUGGAGACAUCUUCUUCGACGGGGCCUGGGAGCGGGAGAAAGCUGUGUCCUUCUACCGGGACCGGGCCCUGCCCCUGGCAGUGACUACGGGCAACCGCAAGGCGGAGCUGCGGCUGUGCAACAAGCUGGUGGCACUGCUGGCCACGCUGGAGGAGCCCCAGGAGGGCUUGGAGUUUGCCCACAUGGCCCUAGCACUCAGCAUCACCCUGGGGGACCGGCUGAACGAGCGCGUGGCCUACCACCGGCUGGCCGCCCUGCAACACCGACUGGGCCAUGGCGAGCUGGCAGAGCACUUCUACCUCAAGGCCCUGUCGCUCUGCAACUCGCCGCUGGAGUUUGAUGAGGAGACCCUCUACUACGUGAAGGUGUACCUGGUGCUCGGUGACAUCAUCUUCUAUGACCUGAAGGACCCGUUUGAUGCAGCCGGGUACUACCAGCUGGCGCUGGCGGCCGCCGUGGACCUGGGCAACAAGAAGGCACAGCUGAAGAUCUACACGCGGCUGGCCACCAUCUACCACAACUUCCUCCUGGACCGUGAGAAGUCGCUCUUCUUCUACCAGAAGGCCAGGACCUUCGCCACAGAGCUCAACGUCCGCAGGGUCAACCUGCCUCCUCUGCCACUCUGCGGGUGGGCCCCCUGGUUGGCCCCCAGCCACCCUCGCUGAGGACAGCGUCCAAGGGAGUGGGUUUUGUGCAAGGGGUGGGGGUCUCCUGCCUCUCCUGGUGUCGCCGGUGGCUCAUUUUCUGGCAAAUGGAGGCACGAACGCAGGGGCCAAAUAGCAAUAAAUGGGUUUUGUUUUUUUUUUUUGCAAUAA